Paramuricea clavata is the source of this 1950-nucleotide messenger RNA. The record is from the annotation of a GenBank genome assembly. NCBI's taxonomy places the organism in Eukaryota, Metazoa, Cnidaria, Anthozoa, Malacalcyonacea, Plexauridae.
GCGUACUUCACCGUGGUAAUGUUGUCAAUAAAUUUCAUGUUGUCAAUAAAUAUAGAACACAUAUGGCGUUUUAUCUACGUUCAAAGUGUUCUGCAUGUUGGAGGUACUAUUUACUUUUCUUAUGUUUCAUUUGGUCGCUGAUAAUUUUAUUGAACGAGUUACUAGAUCCGUGCAAUUUUACGAUCACGCAAGGGAUUCAGUCAUUUUCGUCAAAACUAAACUGCCAUCUCGCAGACAAUUUUCAAAGCAAAGCCUUGUAUACCGAUGUGGAGGUUGUGGGAAUUGACGAAACAACAAGUGAACCAAGUGGUAAAGCGAAAUACAUUCUGGUUUUGCCCAGAAAAACGUCUUGCAUUUCAUGUACUAGGGAAUCAUGUCAUGGCGUCCGCCAUCUUGUAAAUAUCCUUGAGUCUUGGAGUGACUUUGAUGGAGCUACGUGUAGUGAUGAUAAUCAUUCUAUUUUUAACACUAGCAUAAAAUCAUGUAUCUUUUUCACCAAACACUGGAGUAUUGUUAUACAAGAAGGUGGUGAAAUACAAACAAGGCAAAUAGCUGGCCAGUUACUCACAUUUUUCAACUGCAAUAUCGUGGAAGCACCAUUCCUGAUUCGACGGAAUGUGUUCAACAGGCUUGGUCUGAGACCAUCACAUGGGGAAACUACUUUGAUUGAUUUUUUUCUCAGAUCAAAAGGUGCUCUCAAAAUAGCUUCUUCUCUUAAUUGUAGUUUUACAGAUGAGCAGUUGGUCACUGAUAGGGGAGCCAUGGAAACAAAACAGAUAUAUCUCGACUAUGGUCUCUUGGGAUUUAAUCAUAAUAUCUUAAGAGUAAUUCGUGAAAACUCAGUCACCUGGACCCAGUGCUCUAGAAACGUAUAUUACUGCCCAAAUAAACCUCUACAAGAAAUUGGAAACUCUAUUUCAGGAAAACUGUCACUGUUCUGUUGUGAUGUGGCUUUAAAUCAGUAUCUAAUUGACGCUGUUGACGGCCUUAGUAAAGCUGGGAUUGAUUAUCGUCUUUCUUUUGGUACUCUGUUAGGAGCUGUGAGAUCUAAAAACAUUAUUCCCUGGACAAAAGACAUUGACAUUGAUCUUACACUCGAAGAUUAUAAGGAUUCCAAUGCUUUUAAUAGAUUGCAACAAAUUAUGCAAAAGAAGCACUAUUCUACCCCACUUAUAUACGAACUUAGAAGAAUAAUACCUCUUUUUCCAUUGAAAACUCAAGUCCCAGACCUGUUUAAACAUGAUUUAUUUAGUAAGACAAUACUAGAACAAAUGAAAGGUGUUCUACCAAUCAAACAACCUGAAUGGAAUUCAAUAGGCUAUGUUGAUAUAUACCCAUAUGAGGAGCCUAGGGCCUCACCCACAAAUAUUACUAUCAAUGGUCGGGGUUAUAAAACCCAUAGCGAUCCUGAAACGUAUCUUGAAAAGGCUUUUGGACAUUCUUGGAGGGUUAUUCAGUCUGGAUAUAAGUCUAAAGACCCUCACAAGCCAUGGCUUUGGAAAUUGGAUACAAGUAUGGUACAGGAGGAUAUUCCAACCCCUAAAGGAUACUGUGGUAUAUAUCGAACUUCUAGUGUGGUUAUUCUAGGCAUAACUGGAUUCCCAUUCAUUAUUUGUACUUUUAUUCCAAUUCUAGUUAGGAAAGUGAAGGGAAUGACUUUUUCAAAAUAAAAUAAACAAGCUUUGCUGAAAGAGAGUUGCUAUUUUUUCACAAUUUCAUUAGUCUAGCUGUGCCUUAAGCUCAUGCAUCAUUGGUUAUAUGCCUUCUAGUUCUUGGUUAUAUGAAUGAUGAAUUCAUUACCAUAUGAAGAGGAAACCAACAAGUAUGAAGAGUAGAGUGAUCAGAAGCAAAACUGCUAGUUUAACUAGCCAUUUGUCCUUGAGGAGGGUUCUACUUUACCCUAUUACAUAAUGAGGGGGGUUCGACUUUAUUGGUCCCAGGUUUGGGGAG